Molecule: messenger RNA, 636 nt
Organism: Kickxella alabastrina
Lineage: Eukaryota; Fungi; Kickxellomycota; Kickxellomycetes; Kickxellales; Kickxellaceae
Exons: 1
Source: RefSeq, a predicted model, not a curated record
AUUUACACAUUCAAUUAUUACACAACUUUUCUUUUUAAUCCUUUUAUAUACAUAUUGCAUAUAUACUACUUUUUUAGUUAUAUCUCCGACAAUGUGCGACAACAAUUGCAACACCAGGCACAAAUUCGCCGCUGUCCUGUCGAGCACCUUCAGGCUGUUUACCUCCUACUCCUGUAACAUGUGCGGCAGAGUCUUUUCCGACAUAUACGAGGCUAAUGAUCACCUUAAGGAGAACCACUUUUUCCCGCCGCUAGAGUGAAGAAGAAUGUAGCAUUUCGUAUCUGUUGGACCUUCAACCACAGUGACAAAUCUGCCCACUAGAAUUCGUGAUAUCUGCACUAUCGCAUCUGCGCCAAGCACGGCCUACCAUACACCAUUACACUUUUAUAUCAUCUCACUUUCAACUUUGCUGGCUGUCCACCAGCCUACCCUAUAUCCAUUAUAUCCCGUCGCCUCUCUCUCUCUCUCUUAUCUGUCUAUCUGUCUGUCUGUAUUUACUUAUUUAUCAAUCUCUUCUUUUUCUAUAAUUCUCCAGCAAGCUGUACAUUUAUAUAGUAUUGUCACAAUUUUUCUUUAAACUUACACGUUGUUUAUUUUUCCUUCGUUACCAUGUAUCAAUACAAAUGAACUUUAACA